AAAAACAAUUCAUUCAAACAAUCACUUCAUUUGAUCCCAAGAUAUGACACAACAGAUGAAACACUUGAAGACAUCACUCGAGACCACAGAUGAUGGCGAAGACGAAGACAGACAACAGCCAAAGAGUUACGCGAAGAACUCAAUGGACAGAUUCGGUGACGACAUGUGUGCACUCAUAUUAUCUUAUCUCUCACUCAAAGAGCGAUUUCGUUACGAAUGUGUGUCAAAACAGUUCCAGAGGACAGUCUUCGGCAGUGUUGUGGACAUUACUAUUGAUGACAAACUUAUGCGUAAAGUAAAUACACAAACGUUGGCCACAAUCGUCACAAAAUGUUCAAACAUUGAGACCAUUGACUGCCGAGGAAUAAAGGACUAUCUCGAAGACAUUCCCGAAGUAUUGCAUACACUUCGAGACAAUUGCCGGCAUUUGCGGCAAAUUUAUUGCUUUUUGUGUCCAAACAUUGUGCAAACUUUGGCCACAUUUGGACCACUGGUCACCCGAAUCGGUGCCGUCGGGUCGGAUGGUCUGCGCGAAGCUCUCACACAAUGCCACCAAUUGUCACAUUUGGCGGUCACUAAGAUUGAAGACGUGUUUGACAUCGAUCUCCAAUACGUGUCGCCCGAUAUACUACUGGCCAAACAUUUGCAUUCACUCGAGUUGUACUACCUUUCAGACUAUAUCGACGCUUCUAACCAACACUGGUCUGCAUUCGUGGCCGCGAAUCAGUCCCUCCAGAGUCUGGCCGUAAAGUAUUGUUGGUUCACUCAUACCGAGAGUAUGACCGAAAUGUGCGGCCAAUUGUCACGAUUACCGCAAUUACGGCAAUUGACGCUCGGAUUGAUGUUAUCGGUCGGCCAGUCGUCAGUUUUGGCCGACUCUUUGCGCGCGAUUGGCGUG
This is a messenger RNA of Medioppia subpectinata, 898 nucleotides long. The record is from the annotation of a GenBank genome assembly. NCBI's taxonomy places the organism in Eukaryota, Metazoa, Arthropoda, Arachnida, Sarcoptiformes, Oppiidae.